Messenger RNA from Solanum pennellii, 624 nucleotides. Its product is annotated as HMG-Y-related protein A-like. NCBI's taxonomy places the organism in Eukaryota, Viridiplantae, Streptophyta, Magnoliopsida, Solanales, Solanaceae. Gene Ontology annotation, cellular component: nucleosome; nucleus; nucleolus. The transcript has a single exon. Gene Ontology annotation, molecular function: nucleosomal DNA binding; double-stranded DNA binding. Gene Ontology annotation, biological process: nucleosome assembly; negative regulation of DNA recombination; chromosome condensation. The record is from RefSeq and is a predicted model, not a curated record. The coding region runs from base 1 to 624 and encodes 207 amino acids.
AUGGAGAAUGCCAUGGACAAAUUGAGAGAAGGAAUUGUCAAAAUGUCCAAUAGUGCACCAAAUGCGCCAUUAUCAGAGACUCAAAAUUUGAUUCUUCAAGAGCACCUUCAUCAUUAUCUGUCUGGUCUUCAGACUACUCCUGAUCAUCCUCCUUAUACUUGGAUGAUUGAAAAGGCAUUGGAAGAAUUGAACGAAGAAGGGGGUUCUAAAGAGGAAUCGAUAUCUGAGUUUAUCACGAAAAAUAAUGACAGCUUGCCAAGGGCUCAUAUGACAAUGCUGAAACAUCAUCUGGAGAAGAUGUGUGAAAGGGGGGAAAUUGUUAUGACUGAUGUAGGACGGUUUUUGCUUCCUGGUGACAGCGAAAAUUCGAAUGCAAAGGGAAAAGAGAAGAGCAAGAUAAGGGGGAGUUCAUCAAAUACACAUAAGAAGCACCAAGAAAAGGAAAAGGAGCAAGAUCCUCAACAUGUGGUGCAUUUGGAGCAACCAAAAAAAAGAGGUCGUGGGAGGCCUGCUAAGAACAAAGAGGCUGGGGCCCAAAAAGGUGAUGAUACAACUUCAACAUUUGCAACAAAGGAACCAUACGUUAAGCGUGAAAGGGCUCAAGGGUCAGGAAGACGGGGCUGA